This is a messenger RNA of Cyprinus carpio (common carp), 1732 nucleotides long. Its product is annotated as tubulin--tyrosine ligase-like. The record is from RefSeq and is a predicted model, not a curated record. NCBI's taxonomy places the organism in Eukaryota, Metazoa, Chordata, Actinopteri, Cypriniformes, Cyprinidae. Gene Ontology annotation, biological process: protein modification process.
GGUACGUCAAAUCAUGACUGUGUUGGGAUAAAGAGGCUUCAGCUGGGGAUUUAAACUGAUGUCUACGGUCUAGACGACCACAGAGGAGCGAGGAGUUAAAUGCACACUCAUAUAGUCGACCUCUAUUCUUAGACUCUGUACUAAACCAGCUGUGUUUUUCACAGACAAUCAUGGGGACAGAGGAAGCUAACGCAGACUGUUAGCUGCGAGAAUUCAGAAACCAAAUCCUUCAGGAGUCACACCCUAACAUCACUAUCCUCGCUCCGGCCACGCGACUGCGGGUACAGAUGCGCGGGCCUGCUUUCGCUCUGGAUUACAGCGGGACUGUUUCCUACAAAGACCUCUGUGCAAAAACAACUAAGGAGCAUCAAGAAAGUCAUCAGAAGACGAUGAGUUCACCGAUGUACACGUUUGUUUUGAGAGAUGACAACAGUACUGUGUAUGCCGAGGUCGCCAAGAUCCUCAUCUCUACUGGAAAAUGGAAACGACUGAAGAAGGACAAUCCUCGCUUCAAUUUAAUGCUGGGAGAGAGAAAUCGGCUGCCUUUUGGACGACUGGGUCAUGAACCGGGGCUGAUGCAGCUGGUGAAUUAUUACAGAGGAGCCGAUAAACUGUGUCGCAAAGCAUCACUGGUCAAGAUUAUUAAGACCAGUCCAGAGUUAAAGGACUCCUGUAACUGGUUCCCUGAGUCUUACAUCAUAUACCCAACCAACCUCAACACCCCAGUGGCCCCGGCCACCAACGGCAUCGGCCACAUGAAGAGCAACCCAAAGACAGAUGAGCGGGAGGUCUUCUUGGCUUCUUAUAACUCCAGAAAGGAAAGCGGAGAGGGAACGGUGUGGAUCGCCAAAUCCUCAGCAGGUGCAAAAGGUGCAGGUAUAUUGAUAUCCCAUGAUGCAAACGAGUUGCUUGAGUUCAUCGAUAAUCAAGGCCAAGUGCAUGUAAUUCAGAAGUAUCUGGAAAAACCACUGCUGCUGGAGCCAGGACAUCGCAAAUUUGAUAUAAGGAGUUGGGUGCUUGUAGACCAUCAGUAUAAUAUCUACUUGUACCGCGAGGGUGUGUUGAGGACGUCUUCUGAGCCCUACAACAGCUCGGAUCUGCAGGACAUGACCUGUCACCUGACCAACCACUGCAUCCAGAAGGAGCAUUCGCAGAACUACGGCCGCUAUGAGGAGGGCAACGAGAUGUUCUUUGAUGAGUUCAGACAGUACCUGUUGACCACACACAACGUUGCCAUGGAAACAUCUGUUUUACCUCAGAUCAAGCAUAUCAUCAGGAGCUGUCUCACAUGCAUCGAGCCAGCCAUCAGCACAAAGCACCUGUCCUACCAGAGCUUCCAGCUCUUCGGCUUUGACUUCAUGCUGGACGAGAGCUUUAAAGUCUGGCUAAUUGAGAUCAAUGGGGCACCUGCCUGUGCACAGAGGCUCUACCCUGAGCUGUGUCAAGGCAUCGUGGAUGUGGCCAUCUCCACAGUGUUCUCUCUGAGUGCAGAUACCAUCUUAUCCUCACCUCCAUUCUCCACUUCUCCAUCUCUAUCCUCCAACUCCUGCUCCUCACCCAAGAUCAGAGCGCCCCAUCACUUCGGCCCAUUCCUCAAACUAUAAAGUGCUGUUGCUGCUGUAGCUGUGUAAGCCCCUUCCCAUAGUCCUGCCCAGAAACAUCAACCAAUCUAGGAGGCAUAAGGAUGUACACCUGAUCUUGGGGAUGAGCAUGCAGGGGAUUCAUCACUGUC